Molecule: messenger RNA, 4884 nt
Organism: Epithele typhae
Lineage: Eukaryota; Fungi; Basidiomycota; Agaricomycetes; Polyporales; Epitheliaceae
Product: P-loop containing nucleoside triphosphate hydrolase protein
Exons: 14
Coding region: 1-4884 (1627 amino acids)
Biological process (GO): vesicle transport along actin filament; actin filament organization
Cellular component (GO): actin cytoskeleton; vesicle; myosin complex
Molecular function (GO): actin filament binding; microfilament motor activity; ATP binding
Source: RefSeq, a predicted model, not a curated record
AUGGCCGAAAUCAUAUACAGCAAGGGAACCAGGGUAUGGUUCCCCGACAAGGAGCUCGGCUGGAUCUCCGCCGAGGUUAUCUCCAAUACCAAAACAGAUGAGGCCGUCAAGCUCGUCUUUACCGACGAACGCGGAAAGGAAAUCAAAAUCGAUACCACCGUAAAGGCCAUCAAGGACGGAAAGGAGGACCUUCCACCACUUCGGAAUCCUCCCUUGCUCGAGACUGCCGAUGACCUUGCAACCCUCUCUCAUUUGAACGAGCCUUCAGUCCUUCACACUAUCCGCAAUCGUUACGCUCAACAUAGUAUCUACACGUACUCCGGUAUAGUUCUCAUCGCAGUCAACCCCUUCCAACGUGUCGCCCUCUAUGGCCCGGAGGUCAUCCAAGCAUAUAAUGGCCGUCGAAGAGGAGAGCUUGAGCCCCACUUGUUCGCCAUCGCGGAGGACGCCUACACCGCCAUGACCAGAGAUGGUACUGGUCAGACAAUCAUCGUUUCGGGGGAGAGUGGUGCUGGAAAGACCGAAUCGGCCAAGUUCAUCAUGCGUUAUAUCGCCUCUGUCAACCCGCCCAAUGCGAAAGUCAAGGUCAAGGCUAAGGCUUCCCUGGACGAGUCUAGUGAGGUGGAACGGCAGAUCCUGGCCACUAAUCCGGUCUUGGAAGCCUUUGGAAACGCGAAGACGACUCGUAAUGACAACUCGUCACGUUUCGGAAAGUACAUCCAGAUCCUGUUCGACGGCGAACAAGAGAUUGUUGGUGCCCGGAUUCGGACAUAUCUCCUGGAACGCUCCCGGGUAGUCUUCCAGCCGAUGACGGAACGCAACUACCACAUUUUCUAUCAACUGUGCGCCGGUGCGCCACUGAAGGAGCGGAAAGAUUUUGGCCUGGACACGGAUGUCUCCAAAUUCCAAUACCUCUGUCAAGGUGGACCAUCGUCAACACCAAUCCCUGGUGUCGAUGACGCGGAAGAGUUUAGGCAAACUCAGACGGCGCUAUCCACGAUUGGUAUUUCGGUCGAGAAGCAGUGGGCCGUCUUCAAGCUCCUCUCCUCUCUUCUCCACCUCGGCAACAUCAAGGUUACUCAGUCUCGGAACGAUGCCACCAUCGACGACGCCGACCCGGCGCUACAGCUAUCCACUCGCUUCCUCGGUGUGCCGCUGGCGGAGUUCAAGAAGUGGACGAUCAAGAAGCAGAUCACCACGCGCUCCGAGAAGAUCGUCACUUCGCUCAACGGUGCGCAGGCCACUGUGGUGCGGGACUCCGUGGCCAAGUUCGUGUAUGCAUGCCUCUUCGAGUGGGUGGUCGCCGUCCUCAACGAAAGUUUGGCGGGCGAGAACGGCGAGGCCGCAAGCCGGGCGGAGAUGUUCAUCGGUGUGCUGGAUAUUUACGGUUUCGAACACUUCAAGAAGAACUCGUUCGAACAAUUCAGCAUCAACUACGCUAACGAGAAGCUGCAGCAAGAGUUCAACCAACACGUCUUCAAACUUGAGCAAGAAGAAUACGUGAGAGAAAAGAUCAACUGGACGUUCAUCGACUUCUCGGACAACCAACCUUGUAUCGAUGUCAUCGAAGGCAAACUUGGUGUAAUGGCGCUCCUGGAUGAAGAAUCUCGUUUGCCUGCCGGCACAGACCAGUCGUUCCUGCAGAAGUUGAACAGCCAGCUCACAAAGCCCGAACAUGCGAAAGUGUUCAAGAAGCCCCGUUUCGGCAACUCCGCUUUCACUAUCGCUCACUACGCUUUGGAUGUCACGUACGAGGUGGAGGGCUUCUUGGAGAAGAACAGAGAUACCGUUCCGGACGAGCACAUGGCGCUCCUGCAGGCAACCAAGAACACAUUCUUGAAGGAGGUGCUCGACGCUGCCUUCGCAGCGACGAAGCCUGCGGAUGCUGCGCCACCCUCGCCCACGGUUUCUGAUUCUGCAAGCUCUACCAACCGUCGUGCCUCUGUCAUCCCUGACCCGGGACGUGUCUCGAUUAUGUCUGGUGGUGCUGCUGCUUCAUCGGGACCCAAGCGGCCUGGUGUAACGAAGAAGCCUACUCAGGCGUCGAUCUUCAAGGCAUCUUUGGUCAGCCUGAUGGAGACCCUCAAUGUUACCAACGUCCACUACAUUCGUUGUAUCAAGCCCAAUGAGCAGAAGCGUGCUUGGGAGUUCACGCCUCAGCAGGUACUCGGACAGCUCCGUGCUUGUGGUGUCUUGGAGACUAUUCGAAUCAGUUGUGCCGGUUACCCCUCGCGUUGGACAUAUGAGGAGUUCGCCGAACGGUACUAUAUGCUUGUGCACUCGUCCGAGUGGGAGCCGAUGAUCAAGAACCUCGAGCUCAAGCCUCUCUGCGCUCGCAUUCUCGAGAAGACGAUCAACGACCCGGACAAGUACCAGCCUGGCCUAACCAAGAUCUUCUUCCGUGCCGGCAUGCUCGCUGCUCUCGAAUCCCUCCGUUCCAACCGUCUGAACUCGCUCGUCACCAUUGUGCAGAAGAACAUGAGACGAAAGAUGGCCGUCAAGAAAUACAAACAGCUCCGCGAGGCUACCAUUAAGAUCCAGACAUGGUGGCGCGGUAUCAUGGCCACACGGUUGGUGAACAGAAUCCGUAAGGACGUCGCCGCCAUUCGGUUGCAGCGUGGUAUCCGCCGGUAUCUCCAGCGCAAGCGUUUCCUCGCCAUUCGCAUGUCUGUCGUUUCUCUGCAAGCACGGGCAAGAGGAGCUCUCGGGCGUCGGUUGUUCAAGGAUUCAAAGCGUACCUUCGCCGUCGUCACCCUGCAGAGCCUCUUCCGCGGCCUCCUUUCACGCCGGUCAUUCAACAAGGAUGUCAAGAACGUUAUCCUCAUCCAGUCGUGCAUUCGCAGGAGGCUCGCCCGCAAGGAGCUUAAGUCACUCAAAGCUGAGGCUCGCUCGGUGUCUAAGUUCAAGGAGAUCUCGUACCGCCUUGAGAACAAGGUUGUCGAGCUUACUCAAAACCUCCAGAAGCGCACCGAAGAGAAGAAGGAACUGCAGAACAAGGUCCUCACUCUCGAGGCUCAACUCCUCCAAGCCGUCUCCCGCCACGAAGAGUCAGAUGCUCGUGCUCGUCAGAUCCAGGAGCAGCUCAACGGGGUGCAGGAAGAGGUCUCUCGGAGCCAGCAGCUUUUGCGCACCAAGGAGGAUGUCGAGAGGAAGCUCGAGGAAGCCAUCACCAAGGCCGCGGAGAAGGAGGCCGCGAUUCAGAAGCUGACCGAAGAGCUCGCCCAGCAAGCCUCCCAGCUGGAGACCCAGCAGAAGCUUAUGGACUCGCAGCCCGUGCGGAAUGCGGACGACAGCUCCGUCAUUCAGACCCUCAAGACCGAGGUCAGCAGCCUCCGUGAGCAGCUCAACCGUGCCACCGCGCUCAACGCGCUCACUCGUGGGGUGCGCGCGGAGCCGACGUCGCCAACCUUCGCUCCCGUCCUCCGUCUCGCCGAGGCCCCCGCCGCUGCGACCAACGGCCAGCUCGCGAAUCUCAACCGCAGCCACCAAAGGCGGCACAGCUCCGCGGGUGUGUACGCAAUCAGCCCCUCGGACCAUCGCACGUCCGCGGACGAGCUCAUGUUCAACGCGAAGCGGAGCCAGAACGCCAACCCCCGUGCGGUUUCGGUCGCGUACAACGGCGAGGAUGGCCUGCCACAGUUCCGCGUGUUGGACCGGUCGAGCAUGUUCGACGACCCGGCGGAGGAGAAGAUCAGGUUGAUGCAAGACAUCAAGCGCCUCGACGAGGACGUCCUGGACGGCCUCGUCCGUGGCCUCAAGAUCCCUGCACCGAGCUUGACGAGCCCGGCGGCGGUCAAGGAGAUCUUGUUCCCUGCGAACCUUAUCUCACUCAUCACGAACGAGAUGUGGAAGUACGGCCUUAUCCCCGAGAGCGAGCGGUUCCUCGCGAACGUCAUGCAGACCAUCCAAUCUCACGUCAUGUCCUUCACCAGCGAAGACGCGAUCAUCCCUGGCAUCUUCUGGCUGUCGAACGUGCACGAGAUGCUUUCCUUCAUCUGCGUCGCAGAGAGCGACAUGCUGCAAGGCAUCGGCCCCGGUGAGGAGAACGCCGUCCGGCCGUUCGAAUGGCCGGACUACGAGCGUCUCGUCUCGGUUGUCAAACACGACCUCGACAGUCUCGAGUACAACAUCUACCACACAUGGAUGCUCGAGACCAAGAAGCGGCUGUCGAAGAUGGUUAUUCCCGCGCUCAUCGAGAGCCAGUCAUUACCGGGCUUCACGACGACCGACGGCGGUGGCCGCCUGUUCAACCGCCUGCUCAACUCCAACACACAACCGGCGUACAGCAUGGACGACAUCCUCAACCUGCUCAACAAGGUGUGGAGGAGUCUGAAGAGCUACUACAUGGAGGAGACGGUGGUGCAGCAAGUCAUCACGGAGCUGCUCAAGCUCAUCGGCGUCACGAGCUUCAACGACCUUCUCAUGAGGCGUAACUUCUCGUCAUGGAAGCGAGCCAUGCAGAUCCAGUACAACAUCACUCGUAUAGAAGAAUGGUGCAAGUCCCACGACAUGCCAGAGGGGACAUUGCAGCUGGAGCACCUCAUGCAGGCGACGAAGCUUCUCCAGCUCAAGAAGUCAACGCCGGCGGAUCUGGAGAUCAUCUACGACGUCUGCUGGAUGCUGACGCCGACUCAAAUCCAGCGCAUGUGUACCAACUACUACGUUGCCGACUACGAGACACCGAUCUCCCCCGAGAUUCUCCGUGUCGUCGCAUCGCGCGUCUCCCCCAACGACCGCAACGACCACCUGCUUCUCGCACCAGAAACCGAGGAAGUCGGGCCGUACGAGCUCCCGCUUCCACGGGAGGUUUCUGGGCUGGAGACUUACGUCCCCGCAUACCUCAACGUCCCCCACCUGAGGAGACUUGCGGCUCUGGUAGCAUAG